Messenger RNA from Insectozyma verbasci, 481 nucleotides. The record is from the annotation of a GenBank genome assembly. NCBI's taxonomy places the organism in Eukaryota, Fungi, Ascomycota, Pichiomycetes, Serinales, Debaryomycetaceae.
AUGGUAAGUAAUAACCAAGUGAUAUAGUGUUUAAAUACUAACAACUAUUCAGUCACAAAAUACCAAAACUUAUAAAGAUGCAUUCGCGUUAUUUGAUAAAAAAGGAACUGGGAAAAUUCCAGUUGAACAUUUAGGUGAUUUAUUAAGAUCAAUUGGACAAAAUCCAACAUUAGCUGAAAUAUCAGAUCUACAAAAAUCAAUUAAAGGUAAUGAGUUUGAUUUUGGUCAGUAUGUAGAAAUUAUAAAUAGACCAGAUGGGUUUAAACCAUUAGGAUUACCAGAAGAUUACAUUAAAGGUUUUCAAGUUUUUGAUAAAGAUAAUACUGGUUAUAUUGGUGUUGGAGAAUUAAGAUAUAUUUUAACAUCAAUUGGUGAAAAAUUGUCGGAUUCAGAAGUUGAUGAAUUAUUGAAAGGCGUUAAUAUAACAAAUGAUGGUAAUGUUGAUUAUGUUGAAUUUGUAAAAUCUAUAUUAGAUCAAUAG